UUAUGGGUACAGCAUGGGGUGAGUUGCAUAAGGUUACCAAAGGCAACAAUGAUAAUGGAGGCUGCUUCAGCCCAUGAACCGUGGUCCAAACGCCGCCGGUAAUGCUGCGCCCUCCUCGCUGUGAUGCAGCGGAUCAGCAGCCUCGCUGCAUGCCGGGAGCUCGGCAGCCUCGCAGCAGCUUCACCCGGGGUCUGCGCCUGGAAGAAGGGCAUGACCCGCAGCAAGCAGCCGGCUGCGCACCAGCAAUUGGCGGGGAUGACUGUGCGUCCUUUUACCGGGGUACCAGGAGCACAGAGCCGGGGACUGUGCCGGCGGAGGUUCGUGUUCGUAGGUCAGAAACACAGACUGUUCAGCUCUCAGCCUGGAGCCGACGGGCCGCCGGGGAGCUCCGGUGGUCACCCCGGUGUCUCUGUAGUCGGCAUCCCGGACCCGAUCACAUGGAUCCGGUGCAAAGUCAUCAUCUAUCUCAUCAAUCUGUACUUUGAGAUAGACAUGAGCUCAGCGGAGUUUGAGAGAGGAGUGAAGCAGGCUUUGAUCCACGUCUCCAACAUGAUGUCCAGUGGCAGAUACCACAAGCUAGUGGGGAUUGUGUCCAAUGAGAUGAUAGAUUAUGUGAAGACAAGAUGCAAGUCUCUCACUGAUGCUCAGAGACAACAUCUAGCUGUCACAAUGGAUGACAUCAUAUUCAUGCUGCCGGAAGACGUGUCGGUCGUCUUUGAUAGAUACGGUAGAAAGUACUGCUUCAUCGUCAUGAGGUUUUGGUUCCUGUCAACAUAUGAAGGCCCUGAUGACCCCGAGGGCACGAAGAUCUUCAAAGUGGCCUCAAGUGAAGAUGGCAGUCCAGAGAAGAAAAUAGUGACAGCAGUCUAUGAAUUUCACCGAGAGCUGACGAGAGGAGCCUCUCCCGACUGGACGGUCACGACUGUUUGGCACUGGCAUUGGAAACAGGCCGAGUGAUUUGACUUGUUGCUGCAAGGCCAUUUGUCAGUCAUCAAAACACAACAGGGGAGAAGUGAUUGGUUGGAUUCACUUAUUCAUAAAAGACUACAGACACCUGCGAGCAGCAGAUUGAAGGGCUGUCUACGAGGAACACAUGAAACAGGACCCAGAGCCAUAAUACUGAUGCUGUGCAGACACCUGAACUUUAUAAAUUAACCUAUGUCAUUAUGGCCUACUACCUCAGACCCUCAGAUGCUUUUAAAGCCCCCCUCCAGUGGUUUUCCAAAGUAUGAAAAAAAUGUGUGAGCAGACCAUUGUAGGAGGUCACAGUGCUAGAACAACUGUGUCUGGUGUUUUCAGCUCAGAUACACUGUAUGACAGAGUGAUGAGGUCACUGGAGGAAGACUUUAAAGUGUCUUUUUCUAAAAAUAGCUGGGUGUGUUGCAAAAAAACCCAAUUCCUCACUCCAGGUCCAUGUCCCAGCUUUUUUCUGCGCUUUUCAACCACAUUGCAUCGUCUUCCUCCGCAAAUGGAGUUUGCUCAGUUGUCAUCAUGUGACCUACAGUAAGUCUGAAACUUUGGUCCCAUGACAGAUGCUGGUAUAUGGUCACUGCCUUACUAUAGAUCAUGACGAUAAUGGAGUCAUCUCCAUGACAACUGAGGAAGUAUCUUAAAGUACUAGAAAAAGCUGAUGGACUAUUUUUUGUUUUGUCAAACCACUGCUUCACAGGUCAAGAAUGAACUCUGUUGAGUUUGUUAAACCAAUAUGUUGUAUCAAUAAAUUGCUUUGAUCAGA
This is a messenger RNA of Epinephelus fuscoguttatus (brown-marbled grouper), 1735 nucleotides long. RefSeq lists its product as uncharacterized. Gene Ontology annotation, biological process: inner mitochondrial membrane organization; protein insertion into mitochondrial inner membrane from matrix. Lineage: Eukaryota; Metazoa; Chordata; Actinopteri; Perciformes; Serranidae. The transcript is spliced from 5 exons. Gene Ontology annotation, cellular component: mitochondrial inner membrane. Gene Ontology annotation, molecular function: ribosome binding. The record is from RefSeq and is a predicted model, not a curated record. Bases 124 to 957 code for a protein of 277 amino acids.